Messenger RNA from Gossypium arboreum, 2014 nucleotides. RefSeq names its product protein NRT1/ PTR FAMILY 3.1-like. Gene Ontology annotation, cellular component: plasma membrane. Gene Ontology annotation, molecular function: transmembrane transporter activity. Lineage: Eukaryota; Viridiplantae; Streptophyta; Magnoliopsida; Malvales; Malvaceae. The transcript is spliced from 4 exons. Gene Ontology annotation, biological process: transmembrane transport. The record is from RefSeq and is a predicted model, not a curated record. The coding region runs from base 68 to 1828 and encodes 586 amino acids.
GGCCCUAUAAAUAGGCUCCUGCGGACACCAUUUCAUUUCAGGCACCUUCUAUAUCCAGAAUACAAAGAUGGAAAGAGUGGAGGAAGAUGACCCUAAACAAAACAAUGUUAAAACUAGGCCCAAGGGAGGAUUGGUCACCAUGCCUUUCAUUUUCUCAAAUGAGAUCUGUGAGAAGCUGGCGGUGGUGGGAUUUAAUACUAAUAUGAUAAGCUACUUAACAACACAGCUUCAUAUGCCAUUAACCAAAGCAGCCAACACUCUCACAAAUUUUGGUGGAACAGCUAGCUUGACACCAUUGCUUGGUGCCUUUAUCUCUGAUUCAUACGCCGGUCGUUUCUGGACAAUAACAGUCGCUUCCAUCAUAUACCAAAUAGGGAUGACAUGUUUAACACUAUCAGCAAUACUUCCACAACUUAGGCCACCACCGUGUAAAGGUGAGCAAGUCUGCCAACAAGCAACGGCAGGGCAGUUGGCAAUCCUAUACGGAUCUCUCUUACUUGGGGCUUUGGGAUCAGGAGGAAUCCGGCCUUGUGUGGUUGCUUUCGGGGCAGACCAGUUCGACGAAAGCAACCCAAAGGAAGCAACGAAGACAUGGAAAUACUUCAAUUGGUACUACUUUGUGAUGGGGGUAUCAAUACUUGUGGCUGUCACAGUGCUUGUUUACAUUCAAGAUAACAUUGGGUGGGGAUGGGGCCUUGGAGUCCCCACCAUCGCCAUGUUCUUGUCCAUUAUCACGUUCAUCAUCGGCUAUCCACUUUAUCGACACAUGGAUCCGUCAGGGAGUCCGUUUACCCGUUUGGUACAGGUCAGUGUGUCAGCUUUCAAGAAGAGGAAGUUGGCCAUGGUUUCUGACCCCAACUUGUUGUAUCGGAAUGAUGAGCUUGACGCCUCCAUUUCUGUAGAUGGAAAACUUGUUCACACCCCAGACAUGACAUUCCUUGACAAGGCAGCCAUUGUGACUGAAGAAGAUAUUGUAAAACCAGGGCAAGCUCCUAAUCUAUGGAGACUGAACACCAUCCAUCGAGUGGAGGAACUAAAAGCAGUGAUCCGAAUGGGACCAAUAUGGGCAGCAGGAAUCCUCCUCAUCACAGCCUAUGCUCAGCAAAACACAUUCUCCCUCCAACAGGCCAAAACCAUGAACAGGCACCUCACCAAGUCAUUUGAGAUCCCUGCUGGUUCCAUGACUGUCUUCACCAUGGUCUCCAUGCUCUCCACGAUAGCCUUGUAUGACCGUGUUUUGGUCCGCAUUGCCCGUAGAUACACAGGGCUCGAGCGAGGCAUCAGCUUCCUGCACCGGAUGGGAAUAGGAUUCAUGAUAUCAGUAUUAGCCACUCUGGUAGCAGGCUUCGUGGAGGUGAAGCGUAAAGAAGCGGCUAUAGCACAUGGGCUUCAAGACAAGGCUCAUUCAAUCAUCCCCAUCUCAGUGUUCUGGCUUGUGCCUCAGUACAGUCUUCAUGGAAUAGCAGAGGCAUUCAUGUCGAUUGGACACUUGGAAUUCUUUUAUGAUCAGGCACCUGAAAGCAUGAGGAGCACAGCUACCGCACUGUUUUGGACUGCAAUCUCAGUCGGAAAUUACAUGAGCACACUGCUGGUUUCUUUAGUACACAAAUUCAGCGCAAGAGCUGAUGGAUCAAAUUGGCUUCCAGAUAACAACUUGAACGAGGGCAAAUUGGAGUACUUUUACUGGUUGAUCACUGCCUUGCAAGUGGUUAAUCUUAUUUACUACAUCUGUUGUGCUAAGCUGUAUACGUAUAAGCCGAUUCAAAUCCAUGGCAAAGACAGUGAAUCUGAAGGAGAUGCAGGAGUAGAGCUUGCAAGCAAGGUUUAGUUUUUGCAUUUGAGGAAAUUUUCUAAAACUGUCUAGCCAUAGAUCUUGUAGAGAGAGUCUAAUAGAUUACAAUCUGAAUCGUAGGAUAGGCAUGUAAAGUCCUAAAUAACAUUAGAAAGAAAAAUCCACCACCAAGUAUUGUAUUUUGUAAUAGAUGAAAAAUAAAAAUUCUGAAGCUGGUUUCUA